CUUUUAAACUCUACUGUAGUGGGUCGAGUUUAAAAACUCUCUCAGCUCGAUCUGUGUCGACAUCAUUUAGCGCACGUAUUUCACGUUACACUUACCCGUUUGACUACGAUGAUGUCUGCUCUUCAGGAGUCACCAAAGUGUUAAAUGUUUGAAAUAGAAGGCCGCCGAAAUCCACAUGUAAAGAGAAGAGAAAGAGAUCCAAUGCAUUUUUGCAAUAGACUGUGCCAAGGAGAGCUCAUAAUCUGGAGUUAGGAGAGCACUGAAAAGUCCUGUGCAGUAUCUGUUUUUCUGCAAAGAGUAAAGCAUUUAAAGAUCAUCAAGCUGGCUCACUCUCUUCCGACCCAGCCCGCUUUGACAGCUGCACUUCACCCGCACUGGAGGACGGUCAGCAGCAAGAGGAUGGCAUCAGAGCUGGCACUGAGCAGCUCCGACCUGCCCACCAGUCCCCUGGCCAUGGAAUAUGUUAAUGACUUCGAUCUGAUGAAGUUUGAGGUGAAGAAAGAGCCACUGGAGCCCGAUCGCAGCAUCAGCCAGUGCAGCCGCCUAAUCGCCGGGGGCUCCCUGUCUUCCACCCCGAUGAGUACGCCCUGCAGCUCAGUUCCCCCUUCCCCGAGCUUCUCGGCGCCCAGCCCUGGCUCCGGGAGCGAGCAGAAAGCGCACCUGGAGGAUUUCUACUGGAUGACCGGUUAUCAGCAGCAGCUCAACCCGGAGGCGUUGGGCUUCAGUCCCGAGGAUGCGGUUGAAGCGCUGAUUAACAGCACACAUCAGCUCCAGAGCUUCGACGGCUAUGCUAGAGGGCAGCAGUUUAGUAGCGCAGCCGGACCGGGAGGCGCCAUGGCCGGGGAGGAGAUGGGAUCCGCCGCCGCGGUUGUGUCUGCAGUCAUUGCCGCUGCUGCAGCGCAGAACGGGGCACCCCACCACCAGCAUCAUCAUCAUCACCACAGCCACCACCAGCAGCACCAAACUCCCGGGGUCCCGUCCGGCAACAACUCCUCGGCCAUCCACCACCAGCACAGCCACCUGGACGACCGCUUCUCGGACGAGCAACUCGUAAGCAUGUCCGUGCGGGAGCUCAACCGGCAGCUGCGCGGCGUCGGCAAAGAGGAGGUGAUCCGACUCAAACAGAAGAGGAGAACCCUCAAAAACAGAGGCUAUGCUCAGUCGUGUCGCUACAAGAGGGUUCAACAGAGGCACGUACUGGAGGGUGAGAAGACCCAUCUCAUACAGCAGGUGGACCACCUCAAACAAGAGAUCUCCAGACUGGUGCGCGAGAGAGACGCGUACAAAGAGAAGUACGAGAAGCUGGUGAGCAACGGCUUCCGAGAAAACUCGUCGAGCAGCGACAACAACCCCUCAUCCCCGGAGUUUUUCAUGUGAGUUCCCUAAAAAAAGAAAUCAAUAAAGAUUCUAAAAGGUUUUUUUUUUUUUUUUUUUUUUUGGUGGUGGUGGUGGGGUGGGAGUGUUAAGAUCAAGGCUGACAACUUUUUAUCGCUUUUAUAAAGAACUGAAGUCAGUUCUUGAGUUUUGGGGGCUUGAUAUGCAACCAACUUUUUUUUUCUUUAUAUUAAUCUUUAAAUUAGUUCACAUUUUGAUGUGUAUGCAUACACUUAUGAUAUUGACCUUCAUUCACCUUAUGCAUUUUUUUGCCAAAUAAGAAAGUUUGCUAUUUUUAUUUUAUAUACAUAUAUAUUUGUUUAGUUUUUUUUUUUUUUUUGUUGCUUUUUGCCAAAGUCAGAGGAUUUUCCCACAUUGUCAUCUGAUGUCUUCUGCUUGCUGUUUUGUGACUUUACAUGAGAGACAUUGAAGAGACAUGUCAUUGAAGUGCCUGCAUGCUGGACAUGUAAGGUUUUUUGUUUUUACUUUAUUCCCCCUCCAUUUUUUAUGCGCUUGAAAAUGAACUUCUACUUGGAAAAAAAAAAAAAAAAAACUUCUGCUCAGCAUGGCAUUCAUACAUUUUUUUUUCAUUUCCCGGUCACUUUUUUUUUUUUGGAAUAUGGACUAAAAAAGUACAAGGAGCAUCAUGUCAUCAUCCUCCCCAUUAAAAAAAAAGUUGAUCCAUACAGUUUCCAUACAUUUAAUUCUCUGUUGAGAGUCAACUGGAAGCAGUGUUUCGAGGGAAAGAACAAGGACCUGGUUUCAAAAAGGAAUUCUCCCUCUGGGACUUAAACAGUGUUGUUGCUAAGAGCGGUUUGUGUAUUUAAUGUCAAACGUUUGCAUUUUAAUAACUCUGGAAUGAACUACUUUUUUUUUUUGCAUCAUAUAAAACAGUUAAAGGUAGCCAAUGCCACAGGUUGACACGAAGAAGGAAGAGUGACUUUAGAUGUUGCCUGUUCAUAUUGUUUGAAUUGAAGGCUCCAAGUUUGCAUACAGCUGGAUUUUUAUCAUGCGUAACUUGAGCUUUUUGCAGCAUGUACUGGCAGUAAAAACAGCAGUUUGACAGUGUAGUUCAUGAUGUAGCCUACUAUUUACUGUAUUUUAAAACCAAAGUAUUAAAGUAGAAUUUCAAGUCAACAUGGAAAACCAUGCAUUCAGAAAAUAAAAGGUCUGAUCUAAUUGGAAUGAGUUGCACUAAAUGUAGCUUGUAGCAAAUUAUAUAUCACGUAUUGGAAUCUAUCCAGAACGCUAAUUUAAAAGGCACCCGUCAUGGCUUUGCUGAAAAGUAAAGGAUUUAAUCUUAUUUAGUUAUAUAUUUGUCAAGCAGGACUCGAUUCUAUCUUUUUCUUUCUUUCGUUCUUUUCUUUCUUUCUUUUGAUGUUAAUAAAGUUAUUAUUUACAUGGCAAUAAUGUAGUAAUCAAUAUUAAAAUGUCUGGACAUUGUUUUAUGGUCAGGGAUUGAUACCCUGCUUGUAUAAAAUCAGGAUAUACCGUUCAUCAAUAAAUUCUUAAAACUAUGUUAAUUAUUAUUUUAUUUCUUUUUUUUCAUAUAUAUAUCUAUAUAUAUUUUGCUGUGCAAAAUUAUUUUACCCACUAACCGUAUGUGAUGUUCAUAUAUGCUUUUUUUUUCAUUUCAUACAAUAUGAUAUGCAAUAAAAAUGCAAUUUGGGCCA
Molecule: messenger RNA, 3047 nt
Organism: Pimephales promelas (fathead minnow)
Lineage: Eukaryota; Metazoa; Chordata; Actinopteri; Cypriniformes; Leuciscidae
Gene: mafa
Product: MAF bZIP transcription factor a
Biological process (GO): regulation of transcription by RNA polymerase II
Cellular component (GO): nucleus
Molecular function (GO): DNA-binding transcription factor activity, RNA polymerase II-specific; RNA polymerase II cis-regulatory region sequence-specific DNA binding
Source: RefSeq, a predicted model, not a curated record